Messenger RNA from Frieseomelitta varia, 489 nucleotides. Its product is annotated as sodium/hydrogen exchanger 1-like. The annotation marks the transcript as partial. The transcript has 3 exons. Gene Ontology annotation, cellular component: membrane. The record is from RefSeq and is a predicted model, not a curated record. Gene Ontology annotation, biological process: proton transmembrane transport. Gene Ontology annotation, molecular function: sodium:proton antiporter activity. Lineage: Eukaryota; Metazoa; Arthropoda; Insecta; Hymenoptera; Apidae.
AUGAAGAACUACGUCGAGGCGAAUAUAUCGCACAAGUCGCACACCACUGUCAAGUACACGAUGAAAAUGCUGUCGAGCAGUUCGGAGACCAUCAUAUUUAUGUUCCUCGGGGUCGCCACGGUGAACAACCAUCACGACUGGAACACGUGGUUCGUCGUCAUGACCAUCGUGUUCUGCUCGAUUUAUCGAAUCGUCGGCGUGAUCUUCCUGACAGCCUUGGCUAAUCAAUUCCGACUGCAUAAGCUGAACAAGGUGGAGAAGUUCGUGAUGUCGUACGGUGGCUUACGAGGCGCUGUAGCGUUUGCUCUGGUCCUGUUGAUCGACCCGAGGCACGUGUCCUUGCAGCCGAUGUUCGUCACCACCACGAUCGCGGUCAUCUAUUUCACGGUGUUCAUACAGGGAAUCACGAUCAAGCCGCUGGUAAAGAUCCUGAACGUGAAGCGUGCCGAAAGGAAGAAGCCUACCAUGAACGAGAGGAUCCACGAAAGG